CGUUUCCUUGGAUUUGGCUACAUCCAAACACUCUACAAAGCGGUGAUCUCUCUACUUAAAUGUUACAACUAAGCAGCACCAUACCAGUCAGGUCGUCCUUGCAAUCAAUUGCUGUGCGGAUGGCGACACUUUGAAUUGCCAAACCCUCUCCCCAAACACUACCUUACCUUGGCUAGCUCUACUUCUUCCCCCAAUCUCAUCUCUCUCGGAUUCAGACAACUAAAGAAACAAAAAUUUAGUUUCUUAAUUCCUGCAACUUCAAUUUCGAAUGCUAUGGAGAUGAAGAACAGUUGCAUUGGCACUCUACUUCUCCUCCUCCUCCUCCUCCUCGUCGCCGUGCCGGCCUUCUCAAUAGGGAGAUUGCAUGCAAAAAAUAUGGGGACAGAGAUUUACGACAUUGAUUACAGAGGUCCAGAGACCCACAGCUACAUUCCACCACCGAAUCGGGCCGGUCCCCGGCCCAGAAUCCAUUACCAGACCAGCAUGGCCCGUCGGAGAUCCAAACUCCGCAAUGACAGACCGAAUGGAAAGAAAAUUGAGGUUUGAUGAAAGGGCUCUGUAAUGUUGUACUGUGACUAGUUUGGAUGAAGAUGCAGAUUCAGAUAUCUUGUCUUUGUGAUUUAUAGUGUAAUGUUUAUUGCAAGCCAUAUAUAUGUAGGGGACUGUAAUCAUUCAACAGCUCUGUUUUGCAUUUUAUUACACAAAAAUUUAUGUUAUAUACUGGAUUCUGGAUUUUCCUU
Sesamum indicum (sesame) is the source of this 740-nucleotide messenger RNA. RefSeq lists its product as uncharacterized. The record is from RefSeq and is a predicted model, not a curated record. Lineage: Eukaryota; Viridiplantae; Streptophyta; Magnoliopsida; Lamiales; Pedaliaceae.